CUCACCUGCACACCGCCUGCGCCUCCGCCGACCACCGUGCAUUCGUCAAUGCUCCCGCGCAUGUCGUUCUCCGCGCCCACCAUCGAUCAAUCGACCCUCACUGCAUCCAACAAACCUGCGCUAAGCAGAGCCACAACCACCGAUUCGAGCUGAGUGAACCAGAACCAGAGCUGGAGCCGGAGCCAGAGCUCUCUCGCGCCGCCUUUCCACCUACACCACUACCACUGUACUCCGUCGCGUGCCCCGCGCGCAUUCACACCUACACCCACCUCUACGCAGCCUCCUCUCGAACGCCCUCGCCAUGGCCCAACGGAAGCUGCAGCAGGAGAUCGACAAGGAGUUCAAGAAAGUCGCCGAAGGAGUGCAGCUGUUUGAGAGCAUCUACGAAAAGCUCACUCAGUCGACAAAUUCGUCGCAGAAGGAGAAGCUGGAGGACUCGCUCAAAAAGGAGAUCAAGAAGCUGCAGCGGAGUCGAGACAAAAUCAAGGGCUGGGCGAGUCAAAAUGAUAUCAAGGACAAGAAGCCGCUGCAAGAUCAGCGGAAGCUCAUCGAGACGCAAAUGGAAAAGUUCAAAGCCGUCGAGAAGGAGAUGAAGACGAAGGCUUUCUCGAAGGAGGGCCUUAAUGCGGCCGCCAAGCUGGAUCCCAAGGAAAAAGAGAAGAACGACGUGUGCAAUUUCUUGCAGGAAAUGCUGGACGAGUUGGAACGCCAAAUAGAAGCGCUGGAAGCCGAAGCCGAAUCGCUGCAGGCGGGCCUGAAGAAGGGCAAGAAAGACUCGGGCAAAUCUGAUCGCACGGCCGCGCUCGAGUCGAGAGUGGAAACGCACAAGUGGCAUAUCAGCAAAUUGGAGCUGUUACUGCGGUCUGUGGAGAAUGAUGGCAUUGGACCAGAGGAGGUCAAGGAGCUGGAGACGGACAUCAAGUACUACGUGGAAACGAAUCAGGAAAUGGACUUUAUGGAAGACGAAGGCCUGUACGACGCGCUCAAUCUCGAAGAGGAAGAAGGCUUGUAUGGCAUGCCCACAGAAAACGACAAAGUGUCCAGUCAGGAUACUCAGAGCAUACAAGACGAGCCUCCCGAUGCAGAAGAUGGAUCACAACCCAAGAAGCCCGCCACGAAAUCCAAAUCCACAUCGGAAACCACGACAAGACGCCCCAGUGUGCAGCUGAAGUCGACAUCACAACCUCUACCUCCGCUGGCGACAUUACAAAGUACACCGAGCAACUCGAGUAGCAAGGCGGCAGAAUCCAUGAAGCCAGCACCCUUGCCGACGAUACCUACAGGCCAACCUUUGAAAUACGCUUCCGCCGCCGCCGCUGCAGCAGCGAGCGAUAGGAACGGUGUCGGGAUAGCACCGCUGCCUCCGCCACCCGGAGGAAUGAGGACCAGCGCAGCAUCAUCACCAGCCGUAACGGUAGCACAACCAGUAGCGCCUUCGCCUGCCAAGCCUGCAGAACCGGUGCCCGUCAAAGUGCCCGAACAGCCCGCGAGGCAGCUUGCACUUGAGCCAAAGUCGAGCGAAGCAGAACCGGUCGCAUCAUCUCAGGCAUCGAAGGUGCCGUCUAUCAAACCCUCCCCGCAAGUGUCAAAGGCGCAACCUACACCAGAGCCGCCUUUGUCGAAGCUUCCACAGCCGCCGAGCCCAGAUUCUGGCAUAUCUGGUCUUGCUUCAACGCGAGGUGAAGUGGAAGACGACGAGGAAGAGUCGGUAUACCACUUGCCGUCGUCGCUCGCUGAUCUUCUGGAGUCGUUUGAAGAGACCAAGCAGCGAGCCAAGUCCGAUCAAGCGUUUGACCAGGAUAUGCUCAAUGCUUCUCGAUUGAGUUGUCCCACGCCAAUGGAUGCCGAGAGUCCAAACCACUACCGGCCCCAAAAUCCAUACGCCUACACACCACCGCAUUAUCCGCAAGAGCCUCUUGGGAUAUUUGACGAUCACAGACUGUACAGCCGUAUAGACCAGGAUUCGCUUUUCUACGCGUUCUACUAUCGCCAAGGCACAUACCAACAAUACCUUGCAGCUAAGGCGCUGAAAGGCCAAAGCUGGCGGUUCCACAAGCAAUACCAAACAUGGUUCCAGCGUCACGAAGAACCGAAGAACAUCACCGAGGAAUUUGAGCAAGGCACGUAUCGGUUCUUCGACUACGAGUCCACUUGGAUGAAUAGGAGAAAAGCGGAUUUCAAGUUUGCUUAUAAGUUCUUAGAGGACGAUAUCUGAACAACGCACCCGCUGCCAUUGAUCAGCAUUUCAGUUCUCUUUCGGAAGUAUCACAGUAGCUCCACACUCCUCGCUCUUCUUGGAGCACUACAGAAGGAAUCAAAUACCGUCACCGUCUGGUGACCAUUUUGGGCACUUGUCUUGAGAGAUCUUUCCGUCGUCGGUAGUUCUGCUGCUACUGUUCAGUUUCCC
Molecule: messenger RNA, 2407 nt
Organism: Sphaerulina musiva SO2202
Lineage: Eukaryota; Fungi; Ascomycota; Dothideomycetes; Mycosphaerellales; Mycosphaerellaceae
Exons: 4
Coding region: 302-2215 (637 amino acids)
Biological process (GO): nuclear-transcribed mRNA poly(A) tail shortening; regulation of DNA-templated transcription
Cellular component (GO): nucleus; P-body; CCR4-NOT core complex
Source: RefSeq, a predicted model, not a curated record